Letharia columbiana is the source of this 834-nucleotide messenger RNA. RefSeq lists its product as uncharacterized. The coding region runs from base 1 to 834 and encodes 277 amino acids. Lineage: Eukaryota; Fungi; Ascomycota; Lecanoromycetes; Lecanorales; Parmeliaceae. The transcript has a single exon. The record is from RefSeq and is a predicted model, not a curated record.
AUGGCCAGCUGUGACACAAUCUCACUGACGCAACCCUCCGCUUUCACCUCCUGCGCCUGCACAUCUGUAUCACUCCCACUCCGCCCUCCCCCUUUCCGCGCAACCCCGAAACCAACCUGGGCUCGUGCUAAGAGCCUUUAUUCAAAACACACAGUGAUCCCAAUAAACUUCCCCGACAUCGCCGCCAUUGAUGUCCGUCAAAUCCAGAAGAGCGCAUCCGUCGUUGUCCUCGGGAAGCUGAUGGGAUCCUCGCCGGUCACGGUUGCCUGGAAGCACGGUCUCGAACUCGAGCGUGAGUCCCGCCGGAAACGCUCCGGUGAAUGGUUAUUUCGGUACAGUGUCCUCCGUCAUGGGACGAAUUCGGUUCCGCUCACUUCGACCUUGGGGCGGGCGGACCGCUCUACCCAUGCUCGCUCAGACCCCUCUUUUGCCGAUAUGGUGCAGAUGGCUUCGGAGUCGUGGUCAUCUCACGGCAAUUCCGACCUGGGCCGGAUCGUCGUCGGCAAUGUCCUUCCUCUGCUUUACAUACGUGCGUGUCGGAUUGGAGCAUUCCUCCCCUCGCGUCUCGUUAACUGUGGUCCGGAUGUCUUUGCCCACCGCGUCGUUCCACAACUGAGUAUCCAGAGACGCGAAGUCGGCUGCUUGGGAGCCUGGUCUCUCUCUUGCUUUCUUGGAUCGCCGGUUGAGCGAGCGCAGACGAUGGGAUUCCCCCGGCCUCCCUUUGACACGCUCGAGGUAUCCAUUCUCGAGGUGGAGGGUGGCAAAGGCCGCGACGGAAAGCGGGCAGAGAUCGCUGCAGCUGUUUUAGACGGGCGGAUUCGAAGACCGGAUUGA